This is a messenger RNA of Brachypodium distachyon (stiff brome), 1336 nucleotides long. RefSeq lists its product as uncharacterized. The record is from RefSeq and is a predicted model, not a curated record. Lineage: Eukaryota; Viridiplantae; Streptophyta; Magnoliopsida; Poales; Poaceae. The coding region runs from base 54 to 866 and encodes 270 amino acids. The transcript has 2 exons.
ACGAUGGUACUGUUCCUUUGAUUUGUGAAUCAGAAAUAGUACAAUUGUUUGAAAUGUCCCCCGAUAAAACAGUUCGGUUUCGUGUCACAAUUGAAAGCAAGCAACAAAGCAAUGAGAGCAAUCAAGGUGUUCCUACCAAGGUUGAUGAGAUGGAUGAUGAGUUGCCUCAUGCUCCAUUCUUUGCUUGGCCUAAGCAAGCAUAUGAUGGGGAGUUUGAGGAUGAUGAGCCUGUGGGCAAUGACGAUGAAGAGGAGGCUACAAAUCAUCAUGAAACUGAGCCGAAGGUAAAGAAGCUUCCAUUUGCACAUACUUGUGAAACUUCCAACAAUUGUGACAAGAAAGUGAAAGGUAAAGAGAAAGGAAGAAUGGCAAAUAAGGAUUGGAUUGCUGAUAAAGCCAAUGAGGAUGUCACACUUAGUGCAAAGGCUCUUAAGGAUCAGUUGCAAAAGAAAUAUAAUCUGAAAUUGCAGUAUGCCAAUGUGUGGAAAGGGAGAGAUCGUGCAAUAGGGGAAUUGAGUGGUACAUAUAAAGAGCAUUUUCAGCUGUUGUGGAACUUCAAGGCAAAGUUGUUGGCAGUCAACCCAGGAAGUGUAUGUGAAAUAGACAUGAAAGCAGUUGUUAAUAAGAAAGGUGAGAGAAUGUACUUCUUCAAUCGGUUGUUUUUUUCUUUCAAGCCAUGCAUUGAUGGGUUUUUGGGAGGCUGUAGACCAUAUUUGGGAGUUGAUUCAACAUUUCUCACUGGGAAAUACACUGGACAGCUGGUUGCUGCUAUUGCUGUUGAUGGACAUAGUUGGAUGUUUCCGUUGCAUUUGGAAUUUUUGAUAAGGAGAACACAGAAAAUUGGAUCUGGUUCAUGCAACAAUUAAAGUUGUGCAUUGGUGAGCCAGAAGGGCUUGUAAUCCAUACAGAUGCAUGUAAAGGGUUGGAGAAUGCCAUAAAAGAAGUGUACCCGAACUGUGAGCAUAGGGAAUGCAUGGUUCAUCUCAUGCUCAACUUCAAGAAGAAAUUCAAGGAGCUAUACUUGAUAACAUGUGGCCUGCAGCUUGGACCUAUGAAGUUGAGAAGCAUGAGUUCCUAAUGGCAGAGAUAAGUGUUGCUAGCUCAGCAGCAAUAGCCUACUUAAAGGAGUAUCACAACCGCGUGUGGACUAGAAGAAAGUUCUCACCAAUAUGCAAAGUUGAGUAUGUCAGCAAUAAUUUGGCGGAAGUGUUCAAUAAUUGGAUUAGGCAGGUGAAGCAGCUACCAAUCGUGGAUCUUUUGGACAAACUUAGAGAAAUGGUGAUGCAAAUGAGAGAAAGAAGGAAAAUGGUUGCAGAUGGGCUGCAAGGUACCAUAC